Aureobasidium musti is the source of this 906-nucleotide messenger RNA. NCBI's taxonomy places the organism in Eukaryota, Fungi, Ascomycota, Dothideomycetes, Dothideales, Saccotheciaceae. The record is from the annotation of a GenBank genome assembly.
AUGUUGCUCCCAAGGAUACGGGCACUGCCUACAGGCUCCUCGCCAGCCAUCUCUACCAUCGAGACCGCUCUGUCGGCUUUGCGCCUGUCAUCACCAGCAACCAGCACCACCAGCAUUGCUGUGCGCCAUGCCUCGCACAAGGCCCAGGGAGCCGCCAACUCUGCAAAGGACGGUGCGGGAAAGAGAUUGGGUGCUAAGAAGAGUGGAGUCGCAUACGCAGACUCAGCCAUACACUCAACACAAGACCCGCAACAAGAAAGAACCAGACAAAAGACUGACAACCCCUUGCACGCAGAACAAUACGUGAUCCCAGGCAACAUCAUCUUCCGCCAACGCGGCACAAAAUGGUUUCCCGGCGACAACUGCGGCAUGGGACGCGACCACACCAUCUACGCCACCCAACCCGGCUACGUAAAAUACUACAAAGACCCCUUGAAGCAUCCAAAGCGCCAGUACAUUGGUGUUGUAUUCGAGCGGAACCAGGUUUUGCCGCAACCACCCCAUGCAGUGCGUAGACGACGCCUAGGCAUGUUGGCUUACCAGAUGGAAACACCGACUCUUGAGACACAACUGCAGGGAGACUUGGUCACCGGUCAAGAAACAGGACUCCCAGGAAAUGCAGGUAUGGGUUCUGGUCAUCCAUCAACCAUCCGUGAAGCCCCCAAGGAGAACAGAGGAAAAGUGGUAGUCAAAGACAAGAUUACCGGCGAGGUGGUCAGAGCAACACCAACUCUAAGACCUGGAUACCAGUACCGCGCUGCCAACUGGGAGAUUGGAAGAGCUGCUGAGAGAGCCGGCAUCAGAGUUACGCCCUUCAAACCUGGAAACAGAUUCUUGGCUUGGAGAAAGGCGGCGGCGAGGAAGGCUAAGAAUGCUGAGAGGAGGGGUUUGACGAGAAGACGUUGA